CUCGCGCACGUGACCGAUUUGGGCCAAUCGCUUGGCACUCAGGAGCUGUGAACGACUGCGAGGCUCGUUGCUUGGUGGCGCCAGCGUGAGGAAGCAGAAAAAGUCUCUACAAUCCAUCUCUAAAAGGCCCGGCAGCGCAGACAUGGACAUCAGGCCCAACCACACGAUCUACAUCAACAACCUCAACGAGAAGAUCAAGAAGGAUGAGCUCAAGAAGUCUCUGUACGCCAUCUUCUCGCAGUUUGGGCAGAUCCUGGACAUUGUGGCACUCAAGACGCUAAAGAUGCGGGGCCAGGCCUUUGUGAUCUUCAAGGAGAUCAGCAGCGCAACCAACGCCCUACGCUCAAUGCAGGGCUUCCCCUUCUAUGACAAGCCCAUGCGGAUCCAGUACUCGAAGGUGGACUCGGACAUCAUCGCCAAGAUGAAGGGCACCUUCGUGGAGCGUGAGAAGAAGAAGGAUCGCAAGAAGAGCAAGGCCAAGGAGGAUGCGGCGGCGGCUGCCAAGAAACCGGCCAUCGCUCCUGCCGCUCCCAUGGCCAUGGCCCCCAUGGUGGUGCAGCAGCCGCCCCCAAUGCUGGGCAUGCCCCCCGGGAUGCCCGGAGCCCCCCCGCCCUACAUGCCCCCCCCGGGGAUGAUGGCGCCGGGCAUGGUCCCGCCCCCAUCAGGGGCUAUGCCCCCCAUGCAGCUGGCUGAGAACCCACCGAACCACAUCCUGUUCCUGACGAGUUUACCCGAGGAGACAAGCGAGAUGAUGCUCUCCAUGCUCUUCAACCAGUUCCCAGGCUUCAAGGAGGUGCGUCUGGUUCCGGGGCGGCACGACAUCGCCUUCGUGGAGUUUGAGAACGACGCGCAGGCCGGGGCGGCGCGCGACGCGCUACAGGGAUUCAAGAUCACGCCGACCAACGCAAUGAAGAUCUCGUUCGCCAAGAAGUAGAACUUGUUGGGGGUGGGUGUGAGGGGGGGGGGGGCACGCCGGGGGGCCGCACUGUCCCACGCCAGUCGGGAGGUUUCUUGAGUAAAAGUGUAAAGGUUAGUUGGGGUUAGCGUCGAGUCCACGGCACCCCAGUGACCUCAUCGCUAGUCCUGUUCACAAUGGAAUUGGCCAAACCUCUCCCGGUGGGUGUAGCCGGACCCUGCCGAUGGGCCCCGGUGGCGAUGGCGAUAAACUGGCUGCCCAAGUUCAUCACCCACAUUUUGGUGAAGUUGAUUUUGCCCGUCGCCUCUCCAGUUGACAAUUGGGACACGCGGGGUUCAUGAAACGGAAUUAAGAUCCGAGUUAACAUUUCCCAAUCUAUACAGUGUUUUGAGAAGUGGAUUGAUGGCGCGGCGAUUAGCACUUUGCGCCACGAACCCCCCCAGGCCCAUGCGAGUUUUGAUUUCCUGCCACGACUAACGUGUAAGUAUAACAUGGGGAACCGGUACCUGGCACCAUGCCCGCCCACCACCUAGCAAAUUGGCACGAGCCACGGUGGUGAAGUAUGGGGGAAGGCAGCGAUAUCACUGGAAUUGCCCGCGAAAAGAGCACCGGACCGGUUUUUUAUUUAAAUUCCUCACGAAUCUUCCGGCUUGUGUGGGACGUGGCCGCGCCCCGUGCUUGCCGCCCGCUACGAAAAGAGCCGUGUGUUGUGGUCCCCCGUGUCCCCCCUUGGUUGCAGGUUCCCCGUUGUGUAAUUAUUUUUGCGCCGUGUGUGAAGCGGCACCAGCCUCUUGGGCGAGGGGACUCGUGGCUACCCACCCCCUGCAGCCCUCCACCUCCCCGCCCCCCUUGCUGAGUCGCCAACGAAGGGGGGCAGCGGUGGUCAUGUGACACGCGAAGAGACCAAUCGGGGGGGGGGGGGGGGGGGAGGCGGCCUCUCGCUGCCAUCCAGCAGCGGAGCGGCGUCCUCGCCAUGGAGCAUGGAGACUUGCGACAGUUUUGAUGAACGUGACGGCGAGGAGGUGACGGUGAGGAUAAUGGUGAGGAUGAUGAAUAUGACGGAGAAGAUGAGAACAAUUCUCAAAGUGAUGACAGAGGUGAUGUUGACGACAUUGGCCAUGACGGUAGCGACCGACGAUGAGGACGACGGCGGGAGGAAGCGCCCUCCCCUGGACCACAAAUUGAGUCACGGAUGCCUCCGACGUCAAACUCGCUACCUCAACCUGGCUCCGGUUAAAUUAGAUAUUUGACCAACUGAGUGGCAACGCCACAGCCAUUGUGAACCGCUUGAGCGAGAGGGAGCGCGGGGGGCGGGAGAAGUACCCGUUGGUGCCCCCCCUCCCUCCGCGGCUCCCCCAAUGCCGCGUUGACGUUGCAAAGCAGAGCGACUCGCAAAGUACCCAUAGCUAGCGGGUAACGUCAUUGACGCGCUCACCUCCCUCCCUGUGGUGUCGAGUCGACGCAGGUACGUGUGGUAAGUACCGCAGCCGCCUCCAUUGCACCGCGGAGGGCGUCGCGUCGGCAUCGUUGUCACUGUCCGUGUCGUCAUUGAUGUCCAUGUCGUGCCCAGUGUCGUCAUCGCUGUCCGUGUCGUGCCCUCGGGGAGUCUCCACUCGGCUGCCGGGUCUGCGGGGAGCGGCGGCGCAGCGUUUGAUGCGCCAAUAACCCCAGCGAACCAAGUUCGAUUCCCCGCUCACGGCCACCAACGCCAGUCCCGAUUAUCUGAACCGGUCCUGGGCCCUCCCCUACGUUGACUCGGCCACAAAUGAGUACCUGGUUUGGUGCAAUGUGUAAACAUUUCCACAAGGAAACAGGCUUCCGGAUGUGGCACUAGCCACGUCCCACCACCCUGGGCAGGAUCGGCAACUGAGUGCAAACACAGCUUUUAUUGUAGAAACAUUGAAGCAUUAUCAGUGGACGUGUUAACACUAAUGGAGUUGGCCAAGCAUCCCAAUAUGGGGCCACGGAGCUUGGGCGAUUGUUGGUGGUGCCGCUUGCGGACGCCUUCCCGCUCGUCUGUGUGGUCCCCCUCCCCACGCCUCUGAAUUUCGACGGAAACUUGCACAGCGCGGCAUCGAGACUUUUGUGCUGUAUGCCCAUUCACUCAGACCGCAGACCCCUCGGCGCCACGGAGAUUCCCUCGAUGCGCCGACUCGACGGUUCGCGUGCGUGCGUGUGCGGCAACGGGAACUGAAAGAACAGAUACUAGAGUCGAGCAAGGGUUGGACACAGCACCCAGGGUCUGCCCCGUGCAGACAUCGCACCUGGAGUCCAACGAGAUCUCUGCGGUGGCGGCAGCAGCAGCGCGGCGGUGGGAGUGGUGGCAGCCACGCCAACCGCGGUGGGGGGGGUAGCGCUCGCCAGCAUCCCGAGGUGGGGGGGGAGGGUGGCGUGCGGUGGUGACGCUCGAGCCACGGCAAGAAGGGACCUGGGCUCGAUUUCCAACUUGGGCAUCUGUGUGGAGUCUUUCUGGUGGUGUCCCCCCUGUUCUGCGUGGGGUUUCUCCCAGAGCCAUUGACGCAGCGUGACUGGUAUUGGCCAAAAACAAUAACUCUCGACCUGGAAAUUGCACGUGUGAACACUUGUCAAGACCCUCCUAAAAACAGACGAACCUUUUCUAGGUGGACGAAUAGUCAAUCUAUGUCAUCGUUACGUCGCACAAGACAAUUUCAGGAGGGGUCCUGCCAAGUUUCCACAAUCGUGGCUGAUGCUGCUGCUGUGUAAUCUCAGCCGAGACGUGAUUUGCCUGAUAAGCUGCGUGGCAUUUUUAGCUAUGGGGAGUUGGAAACCGAGGAACUCUGACGCAGAAUGAGGGGGGUGGGAUCGGACAAACUCCACGAAUCGAGUCCCAGAGCUUGUUGCUGCAAGACACGAGUGGCGCCACCGCGCCACCACCCACGCUGGGGGGGGGGGGGGUGCUUGGCUGCCUGUUUUGGUUGGGGGGGAACUUCACUGUGUGGAUAAUGGUCCCGAGUCUCCGCUGAGGAAGACGACGAUUGCUGCUGCUGCUACCGCAGUUCUCUCCCGAGAGGCGAUGGGGGGUGAAUGUGGGGAGAGAUUUGUUUUUAUAAAUAAAAGUUUUGCUACUUGUCCGGGUGUCGUUGGCUGCUACGUUGACGGUCACGUGGCCUCCGUCCCUUGAGUCGGUGGCUUAACAAGA
This is a messenger RNA of Lethenteron reissneri (Far Eastern brook lamprey), 4076 nucleotides long. RefSeq names its product U1 small nuclear ribonucleoprotein A-like. Gene Ontology annotation, molecular function: RNA binding. The record is from RefSeq and is a predicted model, not a curated record. NCBI's taxonomy places the organism in Eukaryota, Metazoa, Chordata, Hyperoartia, Petromyzontiformes, Petromyzontidae.